UCAGUACAGGUUUCGUGUUUUGCUUUUGCCGAGAGACAGACCUGAUUGUGCGGCAAACCGGAAUUUAUUUAGCUAUCAACGCUUUUAGUUAUAAGUCCAAAAUCAAAAGCAGUGAAAUGUUUAGAACUUGACCUGCCUUUGACAUCGUCGUCGAAUGACUGAUCUUUGAGCUGCUGUGACAAAUCAGACGGAAGGAUGGCUGGGAUGCGCCACGUGUUUGCCCUGAUGAUUCUGGCUUUGGCAGCUAUAGACGGCGCCUCGGCAAUGGUCGAAGGACUCUACUGUGGAAAGGAAAAUUGCUACGAUGUGCUGGGCAUCACCAGAGAUUCUACCAAAAGCGAAAUUUCCAAGGCUUACAGGCAGCUUGCCAGGAAGUAUCACCCUGAUAUGCACAAAGCCCAAGAGGCAAAAGCUGCUGCAGAGAUUAAAUUCAAAGAAAUCGCCACUGCGUACGAAAUUCUAAAAGAUAGUGAGUCUCGAGCCGACUAUGAUUACAUGUUGGACCACCCUGAGGAGUACUACAGUCACUAUUACCGAUAUUACCGUAGACGGAUGGCACCAAAGGUGGACGUCCGCCUAGUCAUCGCUGUCACCAUCACUGUGGUGUCGGCCAUUCAAUAUUUCAGUGCCCACCAGAGGUACGAGUCAGCAAUAAAAUAUUUUAUGACUGUGCCCAAAUACCGACACAAGGCCAUCGACAUUGCCACGAAGGAGGGUCUCUUCAACACUGACAAGAAGAGCAUUAGGAAAAUGUCGAAAGCGCAGAUCAAAGAGGAGGAGGAAGCGGUGAUACGCAGUGUGCUCGAGAGCAACAUGGAUAUCCGCGGCGGCUAUGCCAAGCCGGGUGUCAUGGACAUCUUGUGGGUGCAGCUCGUCAUUCUUCCGUACACGAUUUGGAAGUAUGGAAAGUGGUACGCCAUCUGGGUCUACAGAUUCAACAUAAAAAAAGAGCCGUAUGGACUUGUUGAAAAAGUGUAUCUCAUUAGGAAGAACAUGAAAAUGGGGGAAAACCAAUAUGAGGCGCUUGAAGACAGUGAAAAAACUCAGCAUUUGAAGCGAGAACUUUGGAUACGAAGCAAAUUUUUGGACUGGCAAAAAGAGAAGGAAGAGGAAAUGAAAGCACAACUUGCCGAAAGCGCAAAAUACAAAGCGUAUAGGCGCUACAUGAAAAAUCAUGGAGUGGGAAGAAUGACUUUUGAGGACUGAUCUUGUAAUACAGGGGGCAGUUUUCUUCAAUAUUUAUUACUUUGUUGUGUUUAAUAAAACCUGGAAGUCCAAAGUA
This is a messenger RNA of Cloeon dipterum, 1282 nucleotides long. RefSeq names its product dnaJ homolog subfamily C member 25 homolog. Lineage: Eukaryota; Metazoa; Arthropoda; Insecta; Ephemeroptera; Baetidae. Gene Ontology annotation, biological process: protein folding. The coding region runs from base 196 to 1206 and encodes 336 amino acids. The record is from RefSeq and is a predicted model, not a curated record. The transcript is spliced from 7 exons. Gene Ontology annotation, cellular component: endoplasmic reticulum membrane.